This is a messenger RNA of Drosophila suzukii, 696 nucleotides long. RefSeq lists its product as uncharacterized. The record is from RefSeq and is a predicted model, not a curated record. NCBI's taxonomy places the organism in Eukaryota, Metazoa, Arthropoda, Insecta, Diptera, Drosophilidae.
ACGGGUUUCAGUCGAGUUUGGGGCCUCCGCGGCGAUACACGAUAUUCGAGAUUCGAGAUCCACAAACGCGAUGACUAAUUCCCUGAUAAUCGCAGUGUUUUUGGCCAGCCUGUGCCUUUGUUUUGGCCAAAUGCAGGCAGCCUCGAUUGUCUGCGGCUCCGAAGCCAAGUCUGCAGGGGAUUCGGGCUCGGAUUCGGAUGUGGAUGCGGUGACCACUCCCAGUCCCAGUGAGGUCAACAAGUUCGUCCACAGUCUGCAGUGCACUCUGGAGAAGGCCAAGCCCUGGAUAGCCAACAUCGAGAAGGAGGCCAAAAUCUUGGAGGAGAAGGCCAGGGAUGUGACCAGGUCGCUGUUCCAGCGCAUAAACAUGCUGGUCAAUGUGCUGGCGCUUCCUGCCAACUCUGAAAAGGAUAAGGAAAAGGAUAAGGAGCCUGAGAAGGAGGUCACCACCACCACCACCGCCGAGGAACCUUCCUCCACUUCGGAAACAUCUAGUUCCUCCAAAAAUGAUUUGAAGGAGGAGCAAACCACCUCUUCUCCGACUCCGGUUCACUUGGACUGGCUGGAGGAUCAUGCCAAUGAGGUGGACUACGUCCCAGAGAAGAAUUAGAUAAGCCAUAUACCUACAAAUAUUUAUAAUAAUUAAUAAAGUUUCCAGGUCUUACAAGGCAUGGAGCAUUUCCUAUUUAUGAUAAA